UAUACACAUACAAAUACAUGAAACAGUGCGAAGCAGGAAUUGCGUGUCAAAUUUAGUUUUGACGUUUGUUGACAUUUUUGUUAUGGUCAAACUUAUAAUAAUGACAAGAUAAUUAUGAACGAUGCUUCAAUUUUGGAAGAAAUCCGAUCAUAAACAAAAACGAAAACAAAGUUUAACAAAGGGAUCGCCAAAAAAUGGUCAGCUACCUACACGGCGAAAUGCAAAAUUAGGCGAUGACAUUGUUGAAAUUGAUGAACAGAAUGGGCCUUAUAAACCCAGAUCCCGUCUCUCUAAGACUCUUCGUGAAGUGCUUAUUGACAAAGAUGCACUUGGCUACUUUAUUCAGUUUAUGGAUUCCAAGUCAGUAGUAGCAUUAAUCAAAUUUUGGUUGGAUGUGGAAAGUUUUCGAUCCGCAGCCACCUGUACUGAUGAGAAUGAUGGAAUGCUUUUAUCACCUGAAGAUCGUUCCAUAAUGAGCAGUAUAUCAGCAGAUUUAAAUUCACCUAUAGACCACUUCGAUGAUGUUUUUGAUUCCAUAUCAAUAAAAGCUGUAGAAAACAAUUGUAGUAAACCCUUAGAUUAUAAAAGUGAGCAGUGCUUCUUAAAGAAUGGUAACAGAAAACGCAGGACAUUAUCUUGCCAAUCUGAUAUUUCAAAGGUUGAGGAUGAUAAUAUUUCAGCUAGCACGGAUUGUGAUUCUUUGUACCUUACAGGAGAAUCAGAAAAUGAUAAUAAGUCUACUUAUAAAACCAUAGAAUCUGAAAAUGAGUUUACAUCCUCAAAUAAAAUAUUGGGUUCAGUACAUUCUUUGCAAACGGAUGUGUUUCAAACUGGUCGUGGUGCUCAUAAGGAGUGCGCUAAUGGAUUUGAUUGCAUGAAAUUGGAAAUCAAGCGCACAUAUUCCGUACCUCAGGAUUUUGAAGACAAUCAGCUGACACGUACAAUAUCUAUGAAUAGUCUUAAGAAACGAAAAGAUUUCUAUUCUAGCAUUCAUCAAGAUGCUAUGAGAAUAUCAAAAAAGUAUAUUUGUGAAAAUGCUCCUUAUCAUAUAAAGUUACCAGAUACUAUUCGUAGUGAAGUAUUAAAUAAAAUACAAAGUAAUACUAUUGAACCAGAGAUGUUCACACCUGCACAAGAACUUGUAUUUAUGCAAAUAGAAAAUAAUUAUUUUACACACUUUUUGAGAAGUGAUUUUAACACAAAACAUCAAAUAGAUGUACUGACAUCAGGUAAUGUGAUUCUAGAAGAUAUAUUAUUCAAUGAAACAGCUUUGUUUCAUUUUAUGGAAUAUUUAGAACAAGAAUCUCCAGUGAAUCGUGAUUUUAUAGAAUUUUGGUUAUCGGCAGUUAAUUUUAGGCAAACUGCUCAUUAUGAUAAUGAACAAAUGCAAAGUGAUGCCAUGACAUUGUAUGAUAAAUAUUUCUCUUUGCAAGCUCUAAACCCUUUAAAUUUGGGAGAUAAAGUUCGAUUUCAUGUUGAACAAAAUAUCUGUCGAGAAGAAGGACCUGCAAUUACAUGCUUUGAUUUACCUUUAAAAAUUGUACAGAAUUACUUAGAAAAAAAUUACUUAAAACCAUUUCUAAUGUCGCAAUUGUUUUUCAAAUAUCUAAAUGAACUAAUAAAUUCUAUAAAUACAAAUCCAUGGCCAAAGUUUGGCCACAGAAAGAGUGGCUCUGAUGCCAGUAGUGAAAUAAGUGUAACAAACUCCACUGUGCACAAAAAUUGUAAAAACAAAUCCAAAGAUAAAUUUGAUAUGAGUAUUGAAACCAGAAGCAUGACCGACCCGGAUUCACUUUGGCGCAGAAAGCAAUGUGGCCUUAAAUUUGGCCAUGUGAAUAAUUUAGGACGGUUUCAAAGUGAUUUGGAACGGGAACCUGAAUCAAAGAGCAAUUGGCGGUUAUCAAAAGCUAUGAAGCGAUUUGUGAACAAAAAAGAUGUUACUAAGGAAGAAAUAGCUUGGCAAGUGGCAGAAAUGAUUGUGAAAGACAUCACGAGUUUAACAUUAAACCAUGAAUUUAAUGAUGAUCCUAGUUGAUUUUGUAAUCUAUUCAAGUGGGUUUGUGUAUUAUAGUGUUGUUAUAAAUGUUAACAAAUUAGGUUUAAGUGAAAAAAGAAUAGUUUUCUUUAAGAACAAAUAAGUGUGAAAAAUAUGAUAUACUUUAUUUC
Molecule: messenger RNA, 2166 nt
Organism: Ctenocephalides felis (cat flea)
Lineage: Eukaryota; Metazoa; Arthropoda; Insecta; Siphonaptera; Pulicidae
Product: A-kinase anchor protein 10, mitochondrial-like
Exons: 3
Coding region: 122-2035 (637 amino acids)
Biological process (GO): intracellular protein localization
Cellular component (GO): plasma membrane
Source: RefSeq, a predicted model, not a curated record